AUGGGCGACGCCAACGGCGAGCGGCACCCGCUGCUCGAUGCCGACGACGGCCUGCCCCCCAUCGGCGACAGCCCCGUCUGCGAAUACUUCAUCGUCAAGCAGGAGGUGAAUCUAGACGUCAACUUUCGCGACCGCCGCAUCGACGGCACGACGGACAUUUACGUCGUCACAUUUAGCGAAAAGGUGGAGGACGUAAUCAUCGACGCCGCGCAUUGCGAGGUCGACACGGAAAACGUCACAGUCACCGAGAUCCGCGAGUCGCAAGGCGAGGCCGUCGAGGGCCAACCGCGCAAGGCCGCGACCGAGUAUGUCGACCCGUACAAGAAGCUCUCGCACCCCAAGGGCUGGAACUGGAGGGCCGAGCACCACGACCUGCGCCGCAUGCGCGCCCGCGACAUCUUUCACACCCGCAAGUCAGACGUUGCCGCCGAGACUAGAGAGCUCGUGGGCUGCACGCUGGUGUACGGGUCGCUCAAAGUAUCACUCAAGGGCAAGGGCGAGCAGGAGCGGCCGAGACUCAUCAUCCGCAAGUCCAUGUCGAACCUAGACGGCGCGGAGAGGAUGCACAAGCAAUUCAAGAUCCGCGUGCCCUUCUACAACAAGGAUCCCCGCGACGGGCUGCACUUUGUCGGCGUGGACCACCUCGACAGCCGAUUCACGCACAUGUACACGAGGCACUCGCUCCAACCCGGCACGGCCUCGUGCAUUUUCCCUUGCGUCGACGAUCACGGCGCGCGCUGCGACUGGCGGAUAUCGCUCAAGUUCCCGAAAACGCUCGGCGACGCCCUCCAGCAGGCGCUGGUCACGCAAAAGGACACGGGCGUGAAUGGCACGCACGACAAGGCGCAUGCCGGUGGCGAGGAUCUCAAGCUGGCCGAGGAGGACAAGCUACGAGAGAUGACGGCGGUGUGCUCUGGCUUCCUUAUGGAGGAGGCCGUGGAUCCAAAGGACGACCGCAAGAAGAUCAUGGUCUUCGAGCCCGAGAAGAAGGUGUCGGUGCAAAAGCUCGGCUUUGCCAUCGGGCCCUUUGAGCAUAUCGACUUGUCUUCGGAGUUCCGCAAGGAGGAAGACGAAGUCAAGUUGGGUAUGAGCGCGCUCAAGGUCCAUGCGUACUGCCUCCCGGGCCGCGGCGACUGGGUGCGACACACCGCUGCGCCCUUGACGAAUGCUGCCGAUUUCUUCACCUACACCUUCGCGAAAUACCCAUUUGAGAACUUCAAGAUCUGUUUCUUAGACGACAUGGUCUCGGACACGGUGGCCCUGCACUCCCUGGCGUUUGUCAGCAACCGGCUGCUCUUCCCAGACGAUAUCAUGGACACCGAAGUGGAUGUGACGAGGGCCAUAGUCUUCACACUCACGUACCAGUGGAUCGGCAUCAACAUGAUUCCAAAUACGCGCAACGACCUGUGGCUCGUCCUCGGAGUCGCGCACUAUAUGACGGAGCUCUUCAUGAAGAAGAUAUGCGGCAACAACGAGCACAGGUUCCGCAUGAAAACUCUGUCGGACAAGCUGAUAGAGGUCGACGUCGGCCGCCCGUCGCUGUGGGAUCUCGGCCCCGUAUUGCACCUGAGCGAUGCGGAGAUGGAGUUUAUGGCAAUGAAGGCGACGGUCGUCUUCUUUAUACUCGACAAGCGGAUGCUCAAAGCGUCGAGCGGAUUUGGCUUGACGCGAACCUUGCAAAAGUUUCUCACCAAGGCUCAGAUCGAGAGCAGCGACAAGUCCACGAUCCUCGACACGGAAAAGUUCCGGUUCACGUGCCAGAAAGGAUCCAAGUACAGCCUGGAAACGUUUUGGAACCAAUGGGUCUACGCGGCAGGGUGCCCUCGCUUCGACGUCAAAGCCAAGUUCAACAAGAAGCGCCUCUGCGUAGAGCUCACCUUGAGCCAGAUCCAGUAUCAGGUUGCGAAGCAGCCGCAGCUCGACAAGGACGAUUUCCUGCGCAUCAUCAAGGAGACGAGGAACGGCAUCAAGAACGGAGAAAUGCAACCGCUGUUCACGGGGCCCAUGACCAUUCGCAUCCAUGAGGCGGACGGCACCCCGUACGACCACAUGGUCGAGAUCCGCGAAGACGGCUCUCGCACAACCAAGUUUGAGAUCCCUUACAACACAAAGUACAAGCGACUGAAGCGAACGCGGCGGCUCAAGGAGAAGAACACAGGUGCCAACGCGGACGCUGCCGAGAACGCCGACGACGCGCUGCUCUACUGCCUGGGUGACGUGCUCCAAAGUGCGGACGACCAACGGGAUUGGGAACUCAUAGAUUGGGAUCCCGAGACCGAGCGCAAGAUGGACCAGGAGUCCUACGAAUGGAUCCGUAUCGACGCCGACUUUGAGUGGGCAUGCAGCAUGAAGCACACACUCGAGCCGUACAUGUAUGUGUCGCAAUUGCAGCAGGACCGGGACGUGGUAGCGCAACAGGACGCGAUUCUGUACCUGGCGCGAGGCCCGCUGCACCCCAUCGCCUCUGGCUUCCUCGUGCGCACGCUUGUCGAUCGGCGCUACUUCCACGGCAUCCGGACGAUGGCUGCCGAGGCUCUGCCGAGGCAGGCCAACAUCAAGGACAUCCCCAUGCUUGGCCUGCGUCAGCUCAUGAGGGCAUUUCGUGAGAUGUUUUGCUACGAGCAGACGAAUCAGCCGUACCCAAACGACUUUUCAGACAAGAAGCAGUACAACGUGCGCUGCGCCAUCAUCAAGGCCAUCGCCCAGGUGAGGGACCAUACUUACCGGUGCCCGCUGGACGCGAGGCGGUUCAUUCUCGACCAAUUGCGCUUCAACAAUAACGAGGGAAAUCCAUUCUCUGACCACUUUUACAUCGCGAUGCUUGUGGAGGCUCUGGCCACGUCGCUUAUCCCGUCGCAGCAGGACGACUGGAUCACACGGCAAAACAAGGCACCGAGCGAAGAGGAACGCCAGUUCCUGGAGGAAGCUUUGGAGCAGAUUGAGCGAGUCCUGCGACGCGACGAGUGGACCAACUCAUACCAGAACGUCUGGACCAUCGCCGGCCUGGACGCGAAGCAGCGCCUGAUGAAGGCAGAAGUGAUUCCGAAACGCUACCCCGACUUUGCGCAGUAUCUUCUGGACGGGACGCUGGACCUGAUUCGCAUCAAGGCCUUUGACGCCUUGGUAGAUCUCGGGGCCCUGAUGGACCAUACCUUCUUCACCUUCUUCCUCUACUGUCUGACGACGGACCGCUCGCCGUACGUCAGAAAGCAGCUCAUCCAGUCUAUGGCACGCGGCCUUGCGGCGAUUGCGUUCGGAGAACAUUCCAGGGUCGUUAAGGACGAACCUGCUGCCGAUGACGCUGAUCCCCUCUUGCUCAUUCAGGACAGCGCCGAGGAGGUUGAGGCGCGAAAGCAAAUGUUUGCACGCCGCGAAAACAUUGACGCGGCGCUCAAGGCGCUCCGUAAGGAAAUGGAGGAGACGUACGCCAAGGACGACAGGCAUUUUAGCACGGCCAUGCGUAAGGCAUUGGACCAUCCUGCUCUGGGUCGCGACGAGGUGGAGAGCCUGCUCGACCUGGCGGCGAUGAUGUUCGAGGAGGCGCGGAGCUGGAUCCUGACGUUGAAUUUGCCCAAGGCUUGGAAGGUCGAGCGACCAGUGCAGAAGCUUUCUGAUCGGUUGCUCGUCCACUUCAAGUCGUACUACAGGACCAAGCCAAAGGGCUCCAUUACGCCGCCACCAGCACCGUCCCCGGCACCGGAAGUUAAGAAACCAGCGCCGCUGGCCAGAACGUCGUCGAUUAAGAUCCACACAAAGGCCGCCACGCCGCGACGUCCCUCCGUCACGCUCCCUCAGAUCACCGAGGCGACCCCUGGCACGCUGGGGACUAACGGAGUGGGCGCCGCCGCCACCGGACCUGGGGAAACCCCAAGCAUUCCUUCAGCCAAGCGAGCCCGUGUCGAAAAGGAAGACAGCGGCUCCCCUGCGCCGAAGCGCCCCAAGACCGAGUCGCAGCCAUCGAGCUUUGACGGCGAGAAGCCAUGGAAGAAGAGGCGUAUGGUCACCCUUAAGACGGGGGAUCCCAGCCGGCUUGCAGUUCUCUUGGGCCAACAACCGAGCGCGUCGCCUAACGGUAGGACGGCACUACCGACCAAGGCGCCCAAGGAACCUUCUCCGGCGGGCUCUAAGGACAGCAUCACGGCCAAGCCAGCCCGGAAACCCCUUCCUUCUGGUGGUGACGGCGUCAGACGUCCUUUGCCUAACGGCAGCGGCUCGGCAAUGUCACCGCCAUCGAGCCAGUCUACUCCGAAGGUCUCGCUCAACACAAACGUCAGCUCGGCUUCGUCUUCGAAGGCGGGAAGCCCGCCCACAGCCACACCUGUCAGCGCUAAGCCGAAAAUCAAAAUCAUUCGGAAGCCAUCUGUGCCCCAGGCCCAGCCAAACCCACGGCCGGAGUCUUAG
This is a messenger RNA of Purpureocillium lilacinum, 4401 nucleotides long. RefSeq lists its product as uncharacterized. Gene Ontology annotation, biological process: transcription initiation at RNA polymerase II promoter. Gene Ontology annotation, cellular component: transcription factor TFIID complex. Lineage: Eukaryota; Fungi; Ascomycota; Sordariomycetes; Hypocreales; Ophiocordycipitaceae. The record is from RefSeq and is a predicted model, not a curated record. Gene Ontology annotation, molecular function: transcription cis-regulatory region binding; RNA polymerase II general transcription initiation factor activity; chromatin binding.